CGCACUCAUGGGGUGAAACAACAUCCUUGCUCCUUUGCUGCUGAGUUGAAAUGUUUGUCGACUUAGCCUGUCAUAAUGCGGCAUUUGUUUCUUGUGAACAUUUAGUGCAUUUAAAAUAUUCUUUCUUAAAGGCAAAGUCAGUUCUUAUGCUAUGAAGCUAACACGGAAACAGGUUCUCGCGAAGGCUAAGGCCUCCGACUUGGAGAGCGUGAAGAAACUGAACUGCUGGGGAUGCAACCUGACUGAUAUUUCCAUCUUCUCUCAAAUAGCUAACAUUGAGGUGCUGACACUUAGUGUCAACAGCAUCUCGUCCCUCUCUCCUCUGGCUGGCUGCCUGUCUCUGUGUGAGCUCUACCUGAGGAGGAACAGCAUCCCCUCCCUUUCUGAGCUCUCCCAUAUGCGCCCACUGACGCGCCUCAGGGUGCUGUGGUUGGCAGAGAACCCCUGUUGUGGAGCUGACUCCAGCCAGUACCGCCUCACAGUGCUGCGCUGCCUGCCUCGCCUCCAGAAGCUCGACAACCAAGUGGUGACAGAGGAUGAGAUUGCACUUGCUCUCGUGGAGGGUGAAGAAGUCAACACGCCUCCAGGAAGUGUCCAAAACCAGCUUUCAACCAACGGACAUCCAGAGGCAGAGACAGAGAAUGACCCGCUCAAUUAUAACAUGGAGGAGACCAACAAAAUCAGAGAAGAGCUGGGAAUGAAACUCCUCUCCAGAGACAAGUUCCCCUCCCUCUCUUCUCCAUCCACCCGAGAAAACAAACUGACAUUGAAAAGGACACACACUCUCGAUGCAGUUCUGCUGCUGCUGCAGGAUUUGGAUGAAGAGGAGCUUCGCUUUGUGCACACAGCUGCCACAAACAGACUGCAGACUUACAUGCUGGAUUCAGAAACACUGACGUAUUCACUGCAGACACAGAAAAGUGCAGAGAUCCAACACUGAAACAUUUCAUAGCAUGGAAUCAUUUGCAAGACUCUCUCGCCUUCUUUGCAUCAACCCUAGCCUCACUGACAAAAGGGAUUAUAAAAAUCACCCUCCCCGUUAUUUUUAUCUUUUACCUUACAAAUGCAAUGCAUGGAAUGUUUCACUGACCUCUUUCCUUUUUGUUACAGUUUACACAUGUGGAGUAGUACUUAAAGGGGCCCUAUUAUGCUUUUUGGGGUUUUGUAAAUGGUCUGCAAAGAAUAAAAUCCCAAAGUUCUCCCACACAUUCCCCCCCUGCCUGAAACAUCCCCAUUGGACUCUUGUUUACUUCCGUGAUAUAAAAGCUUUCUCAUUUCUCUCAUUUCCCCUACUCGACUCCCCUCCUCGACUCCUAUCCUCGUGUCUUAGUCCCGCCCACAGGAGAUGCGAGCGGAGGAGUCAAGGAGAGAGGAG
This is a messenger RNA of Trematomus bernacchii (emerald rockcod), 1375 nucleotides long. RefSeq names its product cilia and flagella associated protein 410 (gene cfap410). Gene Ontology annotation, biological process: cytoskeleton organization. Bases 152 to 940 code for a protein of 262 amino acids. The record is from RefSeq and is a predicted model, not a curated record. The transcript has 7 exons. Gene Ontology annotation, molecular function: protein binding. Lineage: Eukaryota; Metazoa; Chordata; Actinopteri; Perciformes; Nototheniidae.